Messenger RNA from Xiphophorus hellerii (green swordtail), 1603 nucleotides. Its product is annotated as olfactory receptor 2K2-like. NCBI's taxonomy places the organism in Eukaryota, Metazoa, Chordata, Actinopteri, Cyprinodontiformes, Poeciliidae. Gene Ontology annotation, biological process: G protein-coupled receptor signaling pathway; detection of chemical stimulus involved in sensory perception of smell. Gene Ontology annotation, molecular function: olfactory receptor activity; odorant binding; G protein-coupled receptor activity. Bases 105 to 1091 code for a protein of 328 amino acids. Gene Ontology annotation, cellular component: membrane. The transcript has 4 exons. The record is from RefSeq and is a predicted model, not a curated record.
CACACAUACAGUAGUAAUUACUUGGUGUUAUUUAAUCUCAGCUGCUGAUGCUUUUGAUCACACAUUUUGUUCUUUGAUGCUGUCUCCAUUUAAAUGUCAUUUGCAUGAUUUGGAGGGCUGUACUGCUUUGGAUGGAGAACCAAACCUCGGUGAUUCCUCUCAAACAGCCGAUUGUGUUUGAACUGGAGGGCUUUGAUGUUCAACCAGGCAACGGACCGUUCUUGUUUCUGUUGGCUUUGCUCGCCUACAUAGCGGUGCUACUGGGGAACGGUGUGGUGAUCUGUGUUAUUAUGACAGACAAGAACCUGCACAGACCCAUGUUUGUUAUGAUCUGUCACCUCAUGGUCUGUGACCUGCUGGGGGCCACAAUGGUGCUUCCUCGCCUCAUGAUGGAUCUGUUGAUGGGGCUGAAGAAGAUCGCCUACAUCCCAGCCAUCGUCCAGGCAUUCUGCGCUCACACAUAUGGUGCAGCAAUGUCGACUGUUUUAGCUGCGAUGGCCUAUGACAGGUAUGUGGCAGUGUAUGAGCCUCUCAGGUAUCUCUCCAUCAUGACUUCGGCUCGGCUGCACAGCUGCUGCGCUGUGGCCUGGAUCGUUGCGCUGCUGCUCAUCGCUGUGCUCUUCUCUUUCCACAUGAACGUCCCGCUGUGCGGAAAUCUAGUCCAACACGUCUACUGCAGCAACCGGGGCAUCCUGAACCUGGCCUGCAUUCCCACGCCUGCCAGCAACAUCUACGGUCUAGCGAUGACCUGGACUUUAAGCACAGGGACCUUCAUCAUCAUCGCCUAUUCCUACAUCAGGAUCCUGACUGUUUCCCUAAAACAAGGCAGAACAAACCGCAGCAGCCGCAGCAAGGCUUUUCAGACCUGUGCUCCACACAUUGUUGUUUACGUUCUCUAUCAGACCUCGUCACUGAUUGUGAUUUUAAUUCAGAGGUUCCCCUCUCUUUCCCAAAACAUGAAAAAGUUCUUCAGCGUUCUUGUCUUUAUCGUUCCCCCGAUACUCAACCCCAUCAUCUAUGGACUGGUCAGUAAGGACCUGAGGGUCAGCUUUAUCAAACGCCUCUCAACCAGAGUAAGAAACAAAACGUAGCGCUAACACUGCAGCUGCUGUUCUCACAUUAUCUAACUCCUCUGGUGGAACUUAUGCUUCUUAUAGAUGCUGUAAAAAGUUUAUCGCUCAUGAUCUAAGAGGUCGCACAUCAUUUGGUUUCUGUGACUGAUAGAGGUGUGUAUGCAUGUUUUUAUUUAACCAGGAGAAUAACUUAACUGAGGUUAAAAUCGUCUUUUCCAAGAGUUACUGGGGCGACACAGCAACAAAAAGCAGCAAAUCCAAAAUACAAGACCAAAUAUACACAACCAAGAGACUGCGUUUAACUAAACAAAGGUUCAGUACCAGGAGGUGAGGGAUCUGAUGCCUCUGCCCUUCAUAAUGGAUUGAAUUGCCCCAAGGUCAUAAGAGGUGAUAACUUUACAUCCUUCAGUUUACGAUUCCAGGUGGCAGAAAAUGUGAAAACCACCAACAAUCCAUGUGCAAAGAACACAACAAGCUGCUUUGUAUUUAAACCUGACACUCACUGAAAUAAUAAAGCACAUUUUAUUUAA